This is a messenger RNA of Penicillium expansum, 366 nucleotides long. RefSeq lists its product as uncharacterized. The record is from RefSeq and is a predicted model, not a curated record. NCBI's taxonomy places the organism in Eukaryota, Fungi, Ascomycota, Eurotiomycetes, Eurotiales, Aspergillaceae. The transcript is spliced from 2 exons. Bases 1 to 366 code for a protein of 121 amino acids.
AUGGGUCUCUUCAGUCACCACCACGAUAAGCACCACGAGGGCCACGGCCAGCAGCAAGGUCCCGGCGGACCCCACGGUGGUCCCCAACAUAACGGUGGUCCUAGCGGCCCUGGCGGCCCUGGCGGACCUCAGGGUGGAUUCCAGGGACAGCAGCAGGGUGGUCCUGGAGGCCCUGGAGGAUUCGGAGGACCCCAGGGUGGAUUCCAGGGACAGCAACAUGGUGGCCCCGGUGGCCCCGGUGGCUUCGGUGGUCCUCAGGGUGGCCCCGGCGGUCCUGGAGGCUUUGGCGGCCCUGGACAGCACCAGGGCGGACACGGCGGAAACGGCGGUCCCGGUGGUCCUCAGGGAGGACACGGUGGACGUUAA